AUGACUAACAGACCAAUCGUUCCACACAAUUCUCGGGCACCAGGAGAAGAUUCAGUAGAAAAAUUUGAUCCGCAGUCCAUAAGUUUGCGAGCUCAAAAGAAGCUAGUUGGAAGUUUACCUAAAGGAAUAAUCAAAUUAUUUCUGGAUGAAUCAUCGGCUCGUUUGUUUGAAAAUAUAUUCAGCCUAAUUAAACAAUACACAGGCUGUGCUAAACUAUCUGCUUAUUUAACGAAACAGGCGAUUAAAUUAAAUGUUAAGGCUUUAAUUCUCAUAUCGAAUAACAUCCUAUCAGAUGAAGAAUUGAAUCAUGCCUAUGAAUUUCACGAAAAGUGUCAUCAAGUGGCAGAGAUUACUCUUCGUUUAGGUCGACCAAAAGACGUCUGCUACCUGGUGUUGAACCUUCAAUUGAUAAACUGA
Messenger RNA from Heterobilharzia americana, 417 nucleotides. The record is from the annotation of a GenBank genome assembly. Lineage: Eukaryota; Metazoa; Platyhelminthes; Trematoda; Strigeidida; Schistosomatidae.